ACGAAAGGUAAUUGCAAAGAAGGAAUCGUGUGUGAAUGAAAGAGGAUUUAUUUUGCUGGGCUGAAGAGGAGUAUGCCUGCUGUGUUUUUGCACACGUCUAUACGGGCAGUAUUACACUUUUUGGAAAUGGCAUAGCUAGAUGUCAUCAGAUGAAGCGGAGGGAAGCAGCCCAGUUCUGCCGAAGGAUUCAGAUGGGGGCAGUUCAGUGUCCUCCGCGCUGCAGGAUGAAUAUGAGGAGCUUCUCCGAUACGCUGUGGUGACUCCCAAGUUUGAGGUGGACCCGGCACGUCAGCCCCGCCACGCAUCGCAGGCACCCGCCGACGGGAGGAUCGCGGGGUUAAUGGACGCCACUCGCUCUCGCCCCCUUGUGGGGUCGACGGCCAAGUGGGCAGGAGAGCGUCUCUCGAGCAGCGAGGUACCGUCAGCUGGAGUCGCGCCCAGGGAGCACUCAGCCAGGGUUCUAGCUUCCGCAGAGGAGAUGCCCAUCAGGGCCAGUGUCGUGUCAGCCGUCGAUUUGGAGGAGGUGCACAGUGAGCCGGAGAGCUCUGGGAGCAGCAUCCCAGAGCCUGGGGUUACUGCCGUGACUGAGAUGUUUGUGUCUGAAGAGCAGCUGAGCCGUAUGGAACAGGUGCUGGAUACCUGGAGCGACAACCUGAAGGUUCACGUGAUGGCAGAGCUCCGCAAGUGGAAGCUGGUCUUCAUGGAGCAGCACCGGCUGGAGCUGAAGAGGGAGCGGCAGAGGCACGCAGCCCAGGUGGCUCGCCUCUCUGCCCAGACGGACAGUCUGAAGGAGCUGCUGCGCACCUACGAGACCUCCAACCAGAGGAAGGACGAGGUGAUCAGUAACCUGAGCCACUCGCUGGAGAGGCAGAGGGAGCGGCUGGAGCUGAUGAGGACCUUCACCCACUGGAGGCUGCAGCACCUUGAAGCCAAGGAGGAGGCUCACGCGGCCAAGGUGGCGGAGCAGCACUACCUGCUGCAGUUGAAGAGGAAGGUAUGGGCGGCCUGGCGCUCGCCCAUCCAAGCCCGGUGGAAGCAGCAUGUGGAGAGGGCAUGCCAGGCCCGCGCCGAGGCCGUGUGCGCCCAGCUGUCUGCCAACCACGAGGCACAGCUGGCCCAGUGCACCGAGGAACUGGAGGAGGCCCGGGGAGAGAUCCGGAGGCUGCACGCGGAGAGGGAGCGCUUCGAGGAGUCCAUGAAGAAGGCUUUCAUGCGAGGGGUGUGUGCUCUCAAUAUGGAGGCCAUGAGCGUGUUCCAGGGGGCUGAGGCCAGGCCAGACCACGACCUCCAGCCCGCGCCGGACGCCCCCCGCUCCAGCUCCUCGGUCUGCUUCCAGCCACAGCCCAACCCCCCUGCCCGCUCCAGCCCGGUGCACUUUGAGUCAGCCACGCCCCCCAGCCUGGCCCAUGAUGACGCAGAUCCUGCGUCCCAGUUCAUGUCUCAGUCUGGAUCUGGAGCUGGCCCAUUCAGAUCAGUGGAAGGCUUCCCCUCCACCACUUCAGUCAGUACUGUUCUUCCGCCAGGAGGCGCUGCAGCGACCCACAAACAGCCCGGCACGCGUGUCGUGACCUCGGCCCAGCAGAAGGCUGCCAAGACCAUCACGGCUCGCAUCACAGGCCGCCCCGACCUCAGAGGCAGGGCAAGCCGUGUGGCCGGGAGCCUGCAGGUGAUGGGGGUCGACCCGCCCAUGAGCUCGGUCAUCGUGGAGCGACACCAUCCCGUCACGCAGCUUACUGUCAGCCAGGCGACAGCAGCGAAGUUCCCCCGAUCCUCUCAGGGCUCCGCAGGUGGCAGAGGCCCCGCCCAUCACGGCAGGGCCCCCACCUCUCAGAUACACUCCAUCAAGCUGGUGGAAUGAAGCUCAGCCCCCCCCCACACACACACACGCACAAGCGAAAGGGCAUUCAUCAGGCUCGUUAAUCUGACACGGCUGAGGACUGGAGUGAAGGACUUGAAGAGCCUCACUUAGGCCAGUGUUUCCCAACCCGGUCCUUGGCAACCCCUAGCCAGUCCACGUUUUUGCUCCUUCCCAGCUAGGAGCGAAAAUGUGGACUGUCUGGGGGUCCCUGAGGGCUGGGAUGGGAAAUGCUGAUUUAGGCUACCUCUGUAUGCAUUGAUUGAUUGAUAUAUAAAUGAUAUACAUACACACACAUACGUGUGCGUGUGUGUGUAUGAUAUACAUUUUCAUAUGCUAAAAGGUCGAUUUUGAAAUGGGUAGUUAAAAAGAUUACGGUUGAGAAUUACAAUUGUGCGCAAUUAAGUUUUUUGUUGGAAAUAAUAACAUCAUACUAAACUCAUUUUCCUCAAACCUCAGGGACCACUUUCCUGUUUUAUGCAUUUGUUUACAUUUUUUUUUUUUAAAUGUUUUCAAUUAACUUUGUCUGAUUUUUAAUAAAUUUUAUUAAUGAAGUGUA
Molecule: messenger RNA, 2414 nt
Organism: Paramormyrops kingsleyae
Lineage: Eukaryota; Metazoa; Chordata; Actinopteri; Osteoglossiformes; Mormyridae
Gene: poc5
Product: POC5 centriolar protein homolog (Chlamydomonas)
Biological process (GO): eye photoreceptor cell development
Cellular component (GO): photoreceptor connecting cilium
Source: RefSeq, a predicted model, not a curated record